GACCUGAAAAUAUAUGCACCAGUUAACCAUCUCUCCGGGAGUGGGAGGAUCUGUACAACCAGCGGUUGAUCCCGUCCUGGUUUAAGGGAUAAUAGAAGCGAUGCGGUUGGCGUUCGAAAACAAAAAACAGUCGUACGAGUUGCGAACCCUGAAGCUCGCACCGCUGGGGUUGCAAAAACCAACUCCCUGGAACAAGGCACAACGUCUGAAGCCGGAGGAAUGGAAGGACGAGCUGGCGGGACAAUACUACUACUAUGCGGUGUGUGGACAACAUAACGCGGCUGCGGCCCGAUCGCUGUUCGGCAGCGAGGUGGCCAAGAAGUACAAUUUCGAGUGGUGGGUGGCACGAAUGGUGUACUUUUCGGACAAUGACUUCGAAGGGUAUUUUCUUGUUAGUUCCCAGGACAACAAGAAGGACCUCAAGGCACCUCCUAGACAGUUGAAACUGUCUAUGAAAGACAUUCGGUGGCAGUGGAAACAUGACAGUUUCCCUAGAGUUGUCAUGAGGAACCCUAGCGGAAAACAAGAUCAGGGGUGGAAAUGGCGUGAGUUUUGUAUAGUGGCGCUCCAUAAGGCGCCGUACUACAACUUGUGGAUUCUCGCGGAUCAAAAGGGAGAGGACGCCAUUAAGAAGCAAAAUGCUGCCCUGCGUUCAUAUUUCCUUUUGGCGAUGGCCGGAGAAAAUGUCUGGAAACUGGCGAUGGAUUUUAAAAAAAAAUGGGAGACGGGUAGAUUGUUGGGCCACAACGGAGCAAAGUGGAUCGUCAAGAAGAAGAAGGUCAAAAAUGUCAAGCCUGGGGUCGCCUACAUCGACAACAACAAGUUGGGCAGAAAGGAGGUGGUAUACAACGUCCCCGUGGAGCCGCCGACUAAGAAAGGCAAAAAGGAGAAAGAGGAGGGCGAUUGGUUCGUGCAAGUGUCGGAGUGGGACACGCAUUGUUGGAAAGCGAUGGAAACACUCACCGACAAUGAGAAGUGCCGCGUUCUGAAGAAGGUGCUUGCUUGCGAGGUCGUUUGGGUCCAGAACGUCUCCCCGUCGUUGGCGAAGCUGGGGAAGCUCAGCGUGCAGGACAUGGUGCGGUUGGUGAAGUGCGACCACGUGCUGGUCCGGUUGUGGAAUUACUACCAAUUCAAGCACGAGAAGAGGUCGGACGCGGAUUGGAUCCAAAAGUACCCUUUCCUGAAAUCGAAGUCUGCCAUGUUCAAGAAGCUCGAAAGUCGGGGAUUGGAUGACAAUUUGUGGAACGGUAGCAGGAAAUACGUUUCCGACUCGGCGCUGUUCAAGGACUGCCCGCCGUACAUGGAUUGCGAGGAGGACCACUUGAUCGAGGCGACGGAAAAGUUGGCGGGCCACAGGAAGUUGACCGUCGACUGGAGAAACAAGGUUCUCUCCGUGUUGACUGGGAGUAGACUGAAGAGCCGGGAGAUCGCACUUGCCGAAGACAUUGUUCACAUCAAAUGGAAAGACACGGGGGACGUGACAUCCAUCGCGCUGUUCGACAAUGACCCUUUGGAGGCCGACAUCAGGAGUGCAGAGCUGAAGGAAGCAGUGGCUACCACAAAGAGCCACACGUUUGUCCUCGAUCUGUGCGAGCCGGUUGACCUCAAGCUGUGGAAACCGCAAGGGUUCGAGACUUUGAAUUCCUAUCUUCAGACCGUCGCAUUGGACUCUCGUUGUUUUCGUGCCACAACAGCACAACCUCUCGUUUCUGGCCAGUAUGCACCAUCUUUCUUUCAUAAAGCUACUGGAAGGGAAGUGGGUGAGGAGGAACCAGCAAAAGAAAAGCUUCCUCGUGGGGAACAAUUUAUUCCCUUCAUGCCUUGCGACUGGUCGCAGACCGCGCCAGAACGACAGGGCAGUGUCUACGGGGAUAUGGAACACAAUCCGACACAAUCCGUCGGUCUUCUUGAUUUCCUAAGCAAGAAGGAAGAGGGUGUCGUCUUCCUUGGGAAACCGCACGCGCGAAGCGUGUGGGAACUUCUGAAGGCAGGCUGGCACGUUGUCGGGAUGGAAGGGAACCCAAGCCUCUUGCAAUUCACGAUGCAACUGGUCAAAAGCGAGGUCAAUUCGGGGGCCCACAAUUACAAGUUCAUGGUCGUGAAGACGACACGGGAUCGGGUGUGGAGCAACAAGACGGAAAUGUGGUUCAAGUUGAGCGAGAGGAAGAGGAAUAAGAUAUAUGACUUCUUGUUCCUUCAAACGCGGCCGAGGAAGGACACUGACGCAGAGUACGUCCGCCGCAGGGACCACAUGUUGGCAUUGUUUGACAACCACCACUUCGCCUCCCGCAUGAACGCGAAGACCUUUCUCGAAAGGCUGCAGUCGCUGUAUUUCAUGGAGUCCGAGGAGCAGUUGAAGUUAGGCAGCUACGCUUCCUUGAUCUCCACUGACGAUGAGGUAGCCACCGGUAUGGAGUUCGACGCCAACGCGAAGGAGGAGGAGAGGGACACCAAGAGCCUUGACCUGCAGUAUGACCCACCUCCGGCGGAGCACGCUCGAGGGUCCUCGUCGGCCGGUCCGUCAUCAAGCUCGGCACCCCUCGUGUCACCGACGACCAGACCGGCGCCGGGCACUACGCCGAUGAAGUUGUUGGAGAGACUCAGAGCUUUGGCCGUCCCCCCGCACGCAUUGCGUCCUGGGUCCGACGUUCCGCCCGAUAGUCCGUCUUGGAAGGAUGACAACAUCCACUUCCUGCUUGAGCCACAAAGUCAUUCGCCUGAGGUGGACUGGGCCAUGACAUGAUUUGGCAUCCACGAGUCGUCCAGCCAGCGAUACAAAAGGGCAAGUGGGUCAUGGCCGUCGCAGUCCCGGGUGCG
This is a messenger RNA of Chara braunii, 2817 nucleotides long. The record is from the annotation of a GenBank genome assembly. Lineage: Eukaryota; Viridiplantae; Streptophyta; Charophyceae; Charales; Characeae.